Molecule: messenger RNA, 2982 nt
Organism: Mya arenaria
Lineage: Eukaryota; Metazoa; Mollusca; Bivalvia; Myida; Myidae
Product: heat shock 70 kDa protein 12A-like
Exons: 6
Coding region: 50-1765 (571 amino acids)
Source: RefSeq, a predicted model, not a curated record
UACAGUUGUCCUCACGAUCGUUCAGAAGAAAGGUAAAUUAAAAUACAAAAUGGCAUUAACAGAUGUCAUUGAUGGGCGGAAGAUAAUGGCCCGUCAUCUGACCGCGAUGCCAGUCCGCGCAGGCGCAAUGCAGAGAAAGCCCAUUGUGGCGGCCAUAGACUUUGGCACCACAUACUCGGGAUACGCCUUCCAGACCAGGGCAACCUUUGAAGAAAAUCCGAUGAAGAUUGACGCCGCAAAUUGGGCGAGGACUGGUUCGAACAUUGGAAUAUCACUCAAGACGACUUCGUCAAUACUGUUUGAUAAAAACCAACAAUUUCAUUCGUUUGGCCACGAAGCAGAUCAACAAUAUAAUAAUCUCGCUGCGGAGGGACAACACUGGGACUGGUUUUUCUUUAAAAGAUUCAAAAUGGCACUUUACAAGUCUGAGAAUCUUACUCGCGAGAUGAAGUUAAAGUCAGAGACUACUGGUAAAGAGAUGCCAGCAAUUGUGGUUAUUCAAGAAAGCAUAAGAUACCUGAAGAACCACUUAGUAAAUGUGAUAAAAUCCAAGAAUGCCAUGUUGAAAGAGUCUGAAAUUCACUGGGUCUUGACAGUCCCAGCAAUAUGGGGUGACAGCGCCAAACAAUUCAUGAGGGAAGCGGCUAUCAAUGCAGAAAUUCACACGGAUAACUUGUUACUAUGUCUAGAGCCAGAAGCCGCUUCGCUGUUUUGCCGGUACUUACCGUUUGCCAGGGAAACAAACGAGAAGAGUGCAAGUCUUGUUACAGUGGGAGUCGGCGACCGAUACAUGAUUCUUGACGUCGGGGGUGGAACCGUAGACAUUACAAUCCAUGAAGUACAGAGAAAUGAGGAGACUGAAGAUAUAACAUUAAGAGAAAUGUUCAAAGCCAACGGUGGAGAUUGGGGAGGGCUUAAAGUUGAUGAAGCUUUCACAGACCUCCUUCAGGACAUCAUUGGGCCUGAUGUGAUGGAAGUUCUUCAAACCCGAUACAGAGAAGAUUUUAUGGAUUUCAUGGAAAUCUUUGAAAUUAAAAAGCGUAAGGUGGCCCCAGAUAUGGACUCACGGGAAAUAAUGACCGUUCCACUUUCAUUCGUCCAGACAUACAAAGAACUGAAUAAUGUCGAGCUCGAAAAUGAAAGACGCAUUAGGAGAAAGUACAACGGAAAGAUAACCUUCUCCAAAAACAAAAUGCGAUUUGAUCCAGAAAUUUUAAAAGGUCUUUUUACCGAGACAGUCGAUCAAAUUUGUGCUUUAGCAAGAGAGUAUUUUGACCAGAUACGGGAAUACAACAUUGGAACGAUUCUGAUGGUUGGUGGAUUCAGCGAAUCAAGGAUGUUACAGGACAAGGUCCGUUCGACAUUCCCCUCUAAGCGCCUGAUCAUCCCAGAAGAAGCAGGCUUGUGCGUUCUGAAAGGCGCAGUGUUGUAUGGCCAUAACCCGUCCAUGAUCACAGCUCGAGUGAGCAAGUUCACUUACGGAAUAGGAGCCUACAAGCAGUUCGAGCCUGCGUUAGAUCCACCAGAAAAGCGGGCUAUCCGUGGCAAAAUUGUGCUCUGUAAAGAUUCCUUCAGCGUCCAUGCUAGAGCCGGGCAAGAGUUCCAGGUCGAUGAGAUGGUCGGCGAAAACGAGUACGUCGCAGAUGGAAAAGAUGCAACUGAACUUCAGAUCGAUGUAUACACUACGCCACACCGUCACCCAAGGUAUAUCGACGACGAAGACAGCAGGAAAAUCGGAGAAAUGCGAGUUCCCGUGAGUCGUUAGGUCAGUAAAAGUCCAGUUUGUGUUUGGAGACACGGAAUUGAAAGUGGUAGCCUGGGAUAAAGACAACGGGCAAAAGAUAAAAGAUGCUCGUUUUGAAUUUUUGAAGUAAUCUACAAAAACACCUAAAUCUGUUUUAUAGACAUUUCAUAAUUUUAAUAACAUUUUUGCUUUAAAUUCAUUUGUAUUCCAAAAUAUCUAAAAUCAUCAUAUUAAAUGUCUUUCUUCAUUAAUCAAAGAAUUGAAGUAAACUACUACAUUGUGAACACACACAGAAUCUAAGAAGAUUUCCACUGAAGUUUAUAUUUAACAUUCAAGAUGAAUUGUGAUAUAUGCUCAAAAUAAUUGAACUACUUUUUAGCACAGUUUUACCAAUAUUAUUCUAUUGUAUCUGCAAAAGUGAUAACUAUAUUGUCUAACAAAUGGUUGAAAAAUGUUGCACUAACAAUUUGCUGCAAAUGAACAUUAUUUAUUCAAAACGAAGCUGCCUUUCAUAUUUAAGAUGAGCCAAACCAACCAAUGUGGUCAACGAACUGUCUCACUCAAUUCAAUGACUGCUUUGUUAAUACCACAGACCUUUUGCUUCCAAAUUAUGUUACAUUAUACCCCCACCACUGGGGCACAUAUACUAGGACUUAUCUACUUUUCUCAAACUUAAUACACAUAUUGACUGUGUUGAGAAGAAGUGCUGUGCAAAACAAAACAUUAUUAUUGUGUAUGGAAUUUUAAGAGUCACUGCCCUUUGAUAUGAGUAUACUUACUUGAGGUUUUGACUUAACUGUACAAAAGAAACAUUAGGAUCUUUAUCUUAAAUGAUGCUUCCUCACUGGUAUAGGGCAUUCAAGAAACAUACAUCAAUCACCCCAGUGAUACUUCUUAUUACAAGAAGAGUGGUGAGAAUACUAAUCACAUCCAAUGAUAACGUUAGUUAUUAUAACUAGUAUUUUUAUAAUGACUACUAUUACAACUCUUUUUUAUAUAAUUACCAAAAGAGACUAAGAACUUAUGUGACUUUUGCUGGAAACAAGAGUCGUCUUGGUCUGUAUCUAUCUUAUUCGUCUGUUAUUAUGUCAAGGUGAUUUAUCAAAAAGAUGGUUGUUGCUAUGACUUUAUAUGAAAUGUUGUGUUAUUUUUGUACAUAUAUUUCUACAAAAUUGUUUUAUGUGUGUCAUUUCUCUACGCUUAUGUCCAUAGUUUGACAAUAAAAAAUAGCAAUAGUA